AUGGCACGUUGGGCUCCCCUGUGCCAUCUCCCCGUGCGCACCUCUCAGGCGGUUUGGUGGCUGGUGCUGACGUGGACGGAUUUCAACGCGGGGAGGGUCGUACAGGCGUCCACAGCCGCCACUGAAGGCGUAGCUGCCACGUCAUCCUCCACGAACUGCUCCCGCUACUGCGACAGCGGCGGCCUGGCUUCCAUGGGCUGCUGCGACGGCAUCUGGCUGCCGCACAUCGAACUGCUCAACAUCCUGCAGUAUUUUGACGACCAGCUCCCUCGCUAUCGCAUCAAUGCAAACCCCAGCACGGGAAUCGUCACCUGGUCGACUCGUCUCGUGGGAAAAUGGUACGAUAUGUCGUCCACAGCGCCCUUAAGCAACGCAUCUGGCAGCGCAUCUGGCAAAGGCACCAACCAGCAGGUUGCAGACUACCAGGCCAUUGCCGUACACGACCGCUACUUCUCCAACAACACCGCGCGGGGUACCACCAAGCCGCCGCAUUGCGGGUUUUUCAAGAAGUACGACGAGUCCCGCGCCCUUUACGGGCCUGCCGUACUUAUCAAGCGUGUGUCAUCCUACUACGUUCUGACCAACCUCAUUCCGAUCCUGCUCAUCACCCUAGUCGCCUUUGUGGUGUUCUUCAUGCCGCAAAACGAGCUGGGAGAUCGGAUGGGUGUCGUGCUGACGAUGUUCCUGUCCCUGACUGCCAUGCAAUUCGUGUUUGACUUCCCGCCGGCCAACUACAUCAACGCGCUUCAGAUGGUGGUUCUGGUGAGCUACAUCAUGAUUGCGCUGGCCUGCAUUGAGAGCCUCAUUGUGAAUCGAAUCGCCACGGUUUCGGAGUUCUUGGGCACCAAGAGGACCUGUGUACGGAAGUACGACACCCUUCUAGCCAGGUACGGCGCUGAUAAAAGAGCAAAGGUUAACCGCCGGGAGAGGGUUUUGUUGAAAUGA
This is a messenger RNA of Volvox carteri f. nagariensis, 945 nucleotides long. RefSeq lists its product as uncharacterized. Gene Ontology annotation, cellular component: membrane. The coding region runs from base 1 to 945 and encodes 314 amino acids. The transcript is spliced from 6 exons. Gene Ontology annotation, biological process: monoatomic ion transport. Lineage: Eukaryota; Viridiplantae; Chlorophyta; Chlorophyceae; Chlamydomonadales; Volvocaceae. The record is from RefSeq and is a predicted model, not a curated record.